GAAUUUAACCCGGAAGAGGGUGGGGUCCGCAGUUGGGGAGUUGGCUGGAUGAGGAAGCAGCCGAUCAAGCUUUAGUGCCACAACGCGACCAGAACCGGGACAAAACGCGACCAGAACCCGAGACGGAUCCAGACCUGUGUUCCCCAGAGACUCCGACACCAGACCCGGACCCGUCUGCCCCAGUAACCCGCGACAGACCGACACCAGGCCACUGGACGUUAGCUAACGGCUAAGCUAGUGAUCUGCUAACAGUGACGCGGACGUCGGGACCGGUUUCUUCCUAACCCUAACCCAGCAGAUAGAGAAGAAGAUGAGUGGAGGACUGAACAGCAUCGAUGCGGUGAAGAAGAAGAUCAAAGUUCUGCAGGAGCAGGCGGAGGAGGCGGAGGACCGAGCAGCCAGACUGCAGAAGGAGGUGGAGAAGGAGAAGAGGAGCAGGGAGGAGGCGGAGGGGGAGGUGACAGCUCUGGGUCGGCGUCUGCAGCUCAGCGAGGAUAAUCUGGAGCGAGUCCAGGAGAGACUGACCACAACGCUGCACAAACUGGACGAGGUGGAGAAGUCUGCCGACGAGAGCGAGAGAGGAAUGAAGGUGAUAGAGAACCGAGCUCUGAAAGACGAGGACCGGAUGGAGCAGCAGGAGGUUCAACUCCGAGAAGCCAAACUUAUCGCUGAGGAGGCUGACCGCAAAUACGAAGAGGUGGCUCGGAAACUGAUGAUGGUCGAAGCAGAACUGGAACGAGCUGAAGACCGGGCGGAGCAGGGAGAGAGAAAGAGCCGGCAGUUGGAGGAGGAGCUGAAAACAGUCUUCACGGGUUCAAAGUCUCUGCAGGCGCAGACGGAGAAG
Messenger RNA from Etheostoma spectabile (orangethroat darter), 844 nucleotides. Its product is annotated as tropomyosin alpha-4 chain. Lineage: Eukaryota; Metazoa; Chordata; Actinopteri; Perciformes; Percidae. The record is from RefSeq and is a predicted model, not a curated record.